Micropterus salmoides (largemouth bass) is the source of this 3320-nucleotide messenger RNA. It is a transcript of the gene tfe3b, whose product is annotated as transcription factor binding to IGHM enhancer 3b. The record is from RefSeq and is a predicted model, not a curated record. The transcript has 9 exons. Gene Ontology annotation, cellular component: nucleus. Bases 202 to 1572 code for a protein of 456 amino acids. Lineage: Eukaryota; Metazoa; Chordata; Actinopteri; Centrarchiformes; Centrarchidae. Gene Ontology annotation, molecular function: protein dimerization activity; DNA-binding transcription factor activity, RNA polymerase II-specific; RNA polymerase II cis-regulatory region sequence-specific DNA binding. Gene Ontology annotation, biological process: regulation of transcription by RNA polymerase II.
AGAAAUCUGAGUGUACUCGGACACUUUAAGAAAUGCACGAUUGUGUAAGAAGUAAGUUGCUCGUAGCCUGGUUAAAGGUAGUGUCCUAAGUCUACACUGCUGAGGAUGUAGAAGACGGUUCAAGGUAUUGAAGAUCGAUGCGGACUUAAGGUUGAGCUGGCUUUUAUCUCCAUCCCUAGAUCUGGAUCCCUCUCUCCAGCCAUGUCGUCACGUGUGUUGCUGCGGCAGCAGCUGAUGCGAGAACAAGCCCAGGAGCAGGAGAGACGUGAGGCCCAGCAGCAGGCCUCUGCCUCUCAGCUCCGGACCUCUGACCCCACUCCAGCCAUCUCUGUCACUUUGCCCCCAAAUGCAGCCCGUCCCCCUCCAGCACAGGUGCCGGUGGAGGUGCUGAAAGUACAGACCCACUUGGAGAACCCCACCAAGUACCACAUCCAGCAGGCACAGAGGCAACAGGUGAAGCAGUACCUCUCCACCACUCUGGGCAACAUGGCUGUUACUCAGACCCUGGGUGCGUCCCCUGUGCAGCAGUCCAGUUCUGCCCCAGAAGUUGCUGCUACUGCCAGCAGUGCCCCUAACAGUCCUAUGGCUCUGCUUAACAUCGGAUCCAACAAGGAGGAAAUUGACGAUGUUAUCGAUGACAUCAUUAGUCUUGAAUCCAGUUUUAAUGACGACAUCAUUACGUUGAUUGACUCAGGUCUUCAGUUGCCUAGCACGCUCCCAGGAAAUCUGUUGGAUGUAUACCAUAGCCCUGGAAUGGCAGCGCCUACUCUCACUGUCAGCAACUCCUGCCCUGCUGAUCUUCCAAAAAUUAAAAGGGAAAUUACUGAUACAGAUGCCAAAGCACUAAUGAAAGAAAGGCAGAAGAAAGACAACCAUAACCUCAUUGAGAGGAGGCGGAGAUUCAACAUCAAUGACCGUAUAAAGGAGCUGGGUACUCUGAUACCCAAGUCAAGUGACCCUGAGAUGCGUUGGAAUAAAGGCACCAUUCUGAAAGCUUCUGUAGACUACAUCCGGAAAUUACAGAAGGAGCAGCACAGAGCCAAGGAUGUCGAGAUACGUCAGAAAAAGCUGGAGCAAGCAAACCACAGCCUAAUGUUACGCAUCCAGGAGCUGGAAAUGCAGGCACGGCUCCACGGCCUCCCCGCAUCCACCAGCAUUUCAUCUGGUCUGAUCUCAGAUCCCUCCCUGCUCCAGCAGCAGCCUGUCCCACAGAGCGGCCAGGCUCUGCCUCCCUGUGCAGGAGGAGCCUCCUCCCAGAAUCUGCUCAGUCUGAGCGCGGUAGCCAUUGGACAGCCUCUGCCAGCCUCCUUCCUGUCCCCGCCCUCCUCGGACUCUCCCGCGGGAGUCACCAUCAGCAGCCCCCUGGACCUGGGCAGCCUGAGCUUUGCCGAGCUAGACGACACCUCCGCAUCAGCACUCUACCCUGACGUGGGCUUAGGAGACAUUCUCAUGGACGACGGGUGCACCCUGUCUCCAGAGAGGGUGGCUGAGCCGCUGUUUUCUCCUUUGUCACCAGGUGCCUCUAAAACCAGCAGUCGCAGGAGCAGCUUUGAUAUGGACGAGGACUUGUGAUGAGCUCUGUGUGGCGGUCAGAGACUGUCUGCAGGGACAAGAAUGUCAGGAAGUGCAGUCUGUCCUUUAAUGAGUCUAUUGAUAGGACUGUAGAACGUAGAAAAGCAAAAAUAGCUAACAUGAAGAUCAAAACUAACAUAAAUCAGGAGAAAGUAAGUUCUUGAAUUUGUUUGCCAUAAAGACCUAAUUAUUAUUGUUUCCUGUUUGGAGCUGGAGUCAGAAGAUUAUGCCUGGGUUUAUAAAUGCAAUCUUAUUAAAUGGAAUAUGGUAUAAUAGAGGCAUGGACUUAGCAUUAAGAAAUAAUACAUUCUUACAUAGUUUUUAAGGUUUAAGAGGGAUAUACAGUUUGUCUGAAUUUAUCAUGUGCCCGUUUAUAGGGAAGAAAGCUGUGAGGUUUAUUUUUCACAACAUUGGCAUAACAAACUGAACAAGAGAUGCCAACAGCCAGUAUAUUUAGUUUUUUGUGUGUUUUCUCAACUGACUGGAAUCAGGGUUCAUUAAUAGCAGCCGCAUGCUCCUCCGUGUUGGGUUUUGUUUCACCAGCAGCUACAGAAGGGAUCUAUGUAAAGUGAAUUGGCACAUUGUGAAAUAUUUACUGCAUAUUGUAUAUAAGAAUAUUUUAUUUUGAGCAAUUUUAUUGCACCUUAUUUUUGGCAGUCUAUGCAUUUUCUGAGAGCUUUUGUCUGUUUUUAUUACUACUACACACAGUGGACAGCUAAUGCCCAGGUUGCAUGUAUUUGUAAUAAAAUUUAAGCAGUGGAAAAUCACUUGCUGCUGCAGCUAGUUAGCCAAAGCAGGACUUCUUCCAGAGUAGCUACAAAGUACAAAUCAGUGUUGUAUUUUUUAAUAUAUUCACUCAGUCAAUGGAAACGUGAGACAGAAUAAGAAAUGCAGAACAAUUUUAUCCUUUUUACAACAGUAACCGUUCAUUACAUAUUGUUUUUUUUUUUUUAUACCUGAAUGAUAGUUUGAUAAGUAGUCUCUCUUGACUAUAAUCUUUGUUGUGAGUGAUUGUUUGUCUCCAUUAACCUCGGUGGUCACUGAGUGAUUUUACCAGUUAGCAUGUUCUACCAAGAUUAUGGCUUUUGUUUUUUGUUUUUUGACGAUCAAAAGCGAUAUAUCUAAUAAUGUGUUAUUGCUCAUUAUAGUAUGAAUUCUGGGGGCUCUGGCCUUCUUUUAAACCAACCACUAGCCUCACCUCUGUAAUAAUAAGGUAUAACUGUUUGUUGUGUGAAACCUGCAAUGCAAUUAUUAUUCUAGAAGACAGCCACAAGCUUAAGAAAGGCGUUUCAUUUGUCAAAUGCCUAACACGAUAUUAUGUACAGUUAAUGAAAAAAGUACUUGCAUAAGUGUAGUUUUUUUUUUUUUUAACACUGACGCACAGUAUUUGUUUUCCUCACAACCUCCAUGUUAUUGAUAUACUUAACUAUUCUUUGAGCUGUUGUAACAAAAAAACAGAAUUAGUUAAAGCAGCCAAAAAUGUCUGUACUUUUUGGUGGUUACAGUGAUUUUAUGGUGUCCUCUCCUGUUCAAACUUUGUUUUUCAGCUCUGCUCCACAGCUCCGUGCUUCUUAGUCCCAUAAGUACCCACGGUCAGCUUUCUCUGCUCAUACACAAAAUUAGACAUGUCUUACCCUGACUUAUAUUUGAGUGCUAACAUUGACUGUUAACCAUAAACUGGUAGCAUUAGUGUCUUGUCCCUGCAAGUUGGCUUGGAAGAUUUUAACAAAUAAAUGAUUUCCAUUGGU